Oncorhynchus mykiss (rainbow trout) is the source of this 15523-nucleotide messenger RNA. RefSeq names its product RNA-binding protein Nova-1. Gene Ontology annotation, molecular function: RNA binding. The record is from RefSeq and is a predicted model, not a curated record. Lineage: Eukaryota; Metazoa; Chordata; Actinopteri; Salmoniformes; Salmonidae.
UGACGUCACUCGAUACCCUGCGCUCCGACAGUCAGAAAGCGAAGGGAUGCUCUAAACGCAAGAUUGCAGCAUCUUUCCUGAGAGACUACAAACAAAUCGCAUCUCACUCUAGCUUUGUAUCCAUUCUCGGCAUUCUCUCCCCUUUGGACCCUCCUGAAAACGCACCUCUUGCCCUCCAACAUCGAACUGCAGGGUGUCUUCGUGCACGAAAGGAGGACCGGAUAGAACACCAUAUUUGUAUUUCAACACCUUUCCUUUCCCUUUAUUUAUUUGACCUCUGUCGCCUGUAUAUUUUUUGUUUUGAUCUUUUAUUUUGUUGACCAUUGCCUAGCUGCAAUACAGAGAGGAGGAGGUCGUUCUGCAUUGCUUGAUAGGAAUACGCGCUUUAUUGCAGUGGAAUGAAAUAACACACAUAUGAAGAAAUUAAUGGAAGAUUAAAUUAGCCUACUUUCUACAACACGUUUAUAGUAUCUGGAGCGGGACAUAAUUUAUCGGUUCAUUGGAUUUUUGUUGAGGUUACGUUCCAUACGCAGCGCAAGCAUCGUCUUCCUCGGUUAGAACACAUAGCCCAUACUCAUCGUAGCAUCUCGGUGUUCUCUGAAAGGGCGAGGAUAACACGCAAGAUAUUUCAUUAUCAAGAAUAUAGGCAUUUUCGAUUUUGAAUCGCUUCGUCUAUUCAAAUACCAUUUUUUUUCAAUUGGUUACGUUGCAUAAAGGGAUAAACGCAGUUUCACCCAACCUACUUUAAAAAUGAUGGCCGGCGGGGCAGUACAGCAAAACGGGAUUUUCUUGAAUCCUCACCAUCACAAUCAACAGCCGCACAUGGAGUCGGAUCCCCCAGAUUCGCGUAAAAGACCGCUAGAGACCCCAACUGAGGCAAGCAGCACUAAACGCACAAACACGGGAGUGGCCUUCCUGCAGCCCCUUUUUGAAACUGAAGGCAUUGUAUUCCCUCACCAGGAAUCACACUCUGAGGCACAUGAGGAAGGUGAGUACUUCCUGAAGGUUCUGAUCCCCAGCUAUGCGGCCGGCUCCAUCAUCGGCAAGGGCGGACAGACAAUCGUCCAGCUGCAGAAAGAGACCGGCGCCACCAUCAAGCUGUCCAAAUCCAAAGACUUCUACCCUGGCACGACAGAGCGGGUGUGUCUGAUCCAGGGGACAGUGGAGGCUCUGAAUGGAGUCCAUAACUUCAUCGCUGAGAAGGUGCGGGAGAUGCCGCAGAGCACCCAGAAAUCAGAACCGGUCAGCGUACUGCAGCCACAGACUACCGUCAACCCUGACCGCAUAAAACAGGCCAAGCUGAUAGUACCAAACAGCACAGCAGGUCUGAUCAUUGGUAAAGGUGGAGCCACAGUCAAGGCCGUCAUGGAGCAGUCGGGCGCCUGGGUGCAGCUCUCCCAAAAACCAGAGGGCAUCAACCUGCAGGAGCGCGUGGUCACCAUUAGCGGAGAGCCCGAGCAGAACCGUAAAGCCGUGGAGAUCAUCGUUCAGAAGAUCCAAGAGGACCCCCAGAGCAGCAGCUGCCUCAACAUCAGCUACUCCAACAUCUCUGGCCCUGUGGCCAACUCCAACCCCACCGGCUCCCCCUACGCCAACUCAGCCGAGGUGAACCCCGCUGCUGCUGCUGCCGCCGCUGCCACAGCCUCCAGCCUCCUGGGUCAGGCCACCAUGCAGAGUAUGGGCGGCUUCCCCACCACCAUGGGUCCCAGCUUCUCAGGCAACGACCUCUUGACCAUCACCUCGGCCCUCAACACGUUAGCCAGCUACGGCUACAACACCAACUCCCUGGGCCUGGGGCUCAACCCCGCCGCAGCCUCAGGAGUCCUGGCUGCCGUAGCGGCUAGCGCUAACCCCGCCGCGGCUGCCGCUGCUAACCUCCUGGCGUCCUACGCCAGCGAUGCCUCCACCAGCGCAAGCCACCAAGCCGCCUCCCUGGGAGGUUUCACCCUGGGCUCGCUGGCCGCGGCCACUGGGGCCACCAACGGCUACCUGAGCGCCUCGUCCCCACUGAUGGCACAAUCCCUGAUGGCCACUGAGAAGCAGAUGCAGGAGGGGGCCAAGGACGUGGUGGAGAUCGCUGUUCCCGAAAACCUAGUAGGAGCCAUCUUGGGGAAAGGAGGGAAAACGCUAGUGGAGUACCAGGAGCUGACUGGAGCCCGGAUCCAGAUCUCCAAAAAGGGAGAGUUCAUUCCCGGCACCCGGAACCGUAAAGUUACCAUAACCGGCUCUCCGGCGUCAACGCAGGCAGCUCAGUAUCUGAUCAGCCAACGGAUCACGUAUGAGCAGGGUGUGCGCGCCACCAACCCACAGAAGGUGGGCUAGAAAAUGAGAAUGGAAAGGAAGAAAACGAGUGGGGGCUUGGGGAGGAAUGCAAAGGGAGAGAGAAACGGAGAGGAGAACAAGAAUGUUGGAAGGAAUCGUCCGCCCGUUUUUUGGUGUUUCAGUAUUCAAAAAAUGAUGCGACGCAAAAAUUCGCUCGGGGAGAGAGGAGAAAGUGUACCGUGGAAAACAAAGGAAAAUAAGGUGUAAAAUGUAAAUACGGUUUUAUUACUUAAGUCUUGAUGUUUCGGGAUUUUUUGUUUGUUUUGUUUUCUAGUUCUUUUGUUUUUUGUUUGUUUGUGUAUUCUCCGGACAGUGGUGAAUGCGAUUUUAAACUGGCAUGCUGCCGCGCUGCAGUUUGGAAAAGGGGGGCGGUGGGGGUACUGGGGGCCAACCCCCAUGGAAUCAGCCCCUUCCCCACCCCCACCCCCAUUCCUGUGUAGCUCACUGAUGUUUUUCUUCAGAUUUGCCUUCAAUUUCAAUUUUCCCCUUACCCUGCCCCCCACUUUUUGCCCUCCCCCUACAAGGGUCUGAUAAGACUGCAAACCAGUGCUUGGUUAGAGAUCUAAGGAAAAUCCCUGUAGUUGAUGACAUACCCCUCCAUGCCCCGAUCCCUCGCCCCUCUCCCAGCCACCCCCACUCUGUUUUGAGCAAAGGAGGGGGAGAGAUGUGCCCAAGGCUUCCACACAUGGAUUAUCCUCGUACCCCCUAUAGCCUCGCGCCUUAGGUUCUGAUUUAACCAGAUGCAUGCUAUGCCACGCUCCGUAUUUAUAUAUGGGAUGCUCGUGUUUCGUAUGUAGGACGAAGGCAGAGACGCAUGGUGCAUCUCAUUGGGUCAGAAUUCUAGCGUAGCGCAAGAGUACAUAUAGAGGUCGGGGCAUUUUUCUCAACACGGUUUGCAGUCUGAUAUUAUGAUUAUUAUUAUUAUGAUUAUUAUCGAUAUCAUCGUCAUUAUUUAUGAAUAUGAUUUCGCCCAUAACGUUUGGUAUUUUUUAUUUUUUAUUUUUAUUUUUUAUCUGUAAAUUCAGGUUGACAUGAAUGUAAAAGACUAUUUUUGAUUUGAUUUGUUUCAUUUAAGUGGAUUUAAUAACAUGUCACAUAGUGUAAUAUACAGUAUGUCUUAUUUAAGUCCAGUAAGAAAUGGAGCAUAAGCACCACAGCAGUGAUGAUGAAGAGUAAGGGUCAACUUUGAUAUCCAGCAAAGAGCAGGAGAGUAAAUAUUCAAUUUAAACACACACACACACACACACACACACCAUGUGAUGCCAUUUCAGUGCUAUAAAGGGAUUAUAACAUAUCUACAUGGCAGAUUACGUGAAAUCAACCAGACUAGUCUCUACAGUAUAUACAUAGAUAGCGUCAAAAUGAAAAUGCCACUUGCACAACGGGCCCAAGAGCACCGUUCACAUUCUGGCAGGGGCCGAAGCGCUCUAAAAACGCCAACCCAAAGUUGUUUCAAUGUUGUCUGAGCUCAGAUGUCUCUCCUCCCUCCGGUUUAGCCUGCGUCCCUCAACAUUGUGAAAAGCCAAAGUGUUGUUGGGACUGUAGGGCCAUAGGCGUCUCCACUGAGAUAUCCAGCGAGCGCUGCUCUUCUGCCUGUGGCACUCUUAACAACACUCUGUCUAGACAGGCCAGGCGAGAGACCAGGAACAGGGGCACUUAGAACCUAAAGGUGGUGGCCCCGCCAGGAUACGUACAUACUACUGAAAAAUACAAACACUGAAGAUGAGAAAGUUGAACUCACUAGGGUCCAUGCAGUUUGCCAGGCCUUGUCUUGUGGCGAGCAGAGGUAUUGAACACAGUGCAUAUUUAGAAGUUGUUUUCCCCUAAUACUUGCUCUUAUCAAGCAGUGUUCAACUGUCCACGAUGAACGGGGGGAAUGUAACGUGCUACGGUCUGUUGGGCGUUAACGACAGCUAAGUCUAAUGGUUGUGGGUUAUUCUGCUUUUGGCAAACUGCAGGGACCUCCCACUACACGUUCCAUGCAAUGGAUACUGCCCACUAACCUAUAAGCUGCUAUGAUUUUGUUUGUUUUUAUCUUGUUUUUGUUUUGUUUUUGCAAUCGGAGUACACUGAAGUUGAUCUUAAUGCACUGUGAAGUGUGGGGAUCGUUUUCUCUGCCCAUGAGGUCAGGGUUGUGUUCUGUAGGGGAGCUUUGUCACAGGCGUGUGCGUUAUUAUGUCAGGGAAAUGUACGCACAUGAAAUACCAGGCGACUAAUCAUAUCUCAUGAACAGAACUCUAUUUGCAAUACAGUAUCAGUUCUCAGUUAGAUAUGCAAGACGAGGAAAGAGUAUUCAUGUUCCUAAACACUACGUUGAGACCGGGAUCCUGGUUUUGGAUGCGCUUUGACUCAGUUUGGCAAUGAAAGUCAUGUGGUUGUAGAAACAGUCUCUAAUUAUAGGAUGGGAUUGGGGGGGGGGGGGGGGGGGGGGGAGUGGCAUGUUCAGCUUUUGCUAUUCAAAGACAACAAUAGUUGGAGGUAUGUGGAGUUUUAUCCCAAUUUUGACAGGGUUGCUCUAAUCGUCCGACUUCCCUUUUUAUAUUUGCUGUUUUCACAAACAGCUGAAAUUGAUAUAUUCUGUUAGCCAACUGAAAAUGGCUGGCUAACCUAAAAUGUGAUGACUUCUAAAAUGCCAAAGGAGGAGGGGGGCACAUUUUGCUCGACCCUAAACAAUCUAACGUGGUCUGGUAAGGGAACCUAUCUCCCCAAUUGGACAUUUAGACACUGUAAUGUAAAGGCAAUCUAUCCAAUGGUGGGCUCUCACUAGUAUUCGCCAUUGGAACGUUUUCUCUAUUGUCUAUUGGAGCGACAGUGAAGCGCGUAUCUCGACAGAUUGGUAAGGAGGCUUCUUUAUUUCCAUCUAAUACCAUCCACUUUCCUCACCCCCCCAACCCUUGUACCUCCGUGCACCCCAUUCUUACACAUCAACCCAGAGCCCCCCCUCUCACAUCUCUCCAUGGGUGAUAGUGUCUGGUGUUACGAUGCAUGUCUGCUUGCCCUUCCAGACCACAACUACUCCAAAACAAUGACUCUCUGAGUCUCCUAGUGCUUUGAGGGUAGAGAGGACAGUGUCCCCUUGAUUGCAGAGCUGAGCAUGAGAGACUAGUUAGUGACCAUUUUGCCAGCAGCAGUGAGAACAAAUUAGUAGGUGACAGUGGAAGUAGGAAAGAGAACCUGCAACCAGGCAACUAAGAGAGAAAGAUACCAGCUGACUUAAUUCUGUCAAUCCAAUGGCCAGUGGCUUGAAACCAUAUUUUAUAUUGUAUUUUAUUGACAGGAGUGAAAGCACUUUGCUACAUUUGGAAUGCAUGGGCAGAUACAUACAGUACAUUCAUAAACACAUUCACAUAGAUUGCGAGUAGAAUAAGGGAAAUACUGCUUGUUGAAGUCAUGAAGAAAUGACAGAGAUUACUGGAUAUAAGCGAUACUAAAACUGUGACAAAUCAAUGUGAACGAUAUCAAAUACAACAAUAUCAAAUACCUGUCGUUGGAGAUCACGAGAAGGUGCCAACAAAGUUCGUCAAAGGAUGGCUUUGUUAUCUUUUUAUCGAAUUCAACAAAAUUACCCCAUGAUGAUGGGGUUUUAGGGCGUCCAUUUUUGUUUGGUUUGUAAUUUAGGGGAUGUAGAUAAAAUGUGAUGAGUACUGGAAGCAAUAUACGUAGUAGCAUGUUGUCCUUGUAUUGUCUUUUUAUUCUGUCUGUUGUCAAAGCUUUGGAUUGACCUAGAUGUUAAAUAGAUUUACCUAAUUACAACUUUUUUAAUUUGUGAAAUUGCUGCUAUUUAAUAAGUGAUGUACUAAAAAUAAAGUUAAAACAUAUCUGAUUGGUCGUUUAGCAGGAUGUCGUAGUUCCCAGAGGUGUACCAAAUGCUAUACAUGCUGAUAAGAUAAAAAUUACUGUAAAAACAAAACUCAACAAAUAAACCUGUGCCAAAAUAGAUCUUUAAAGACUGAAACGGGAAAUGCGCGUGAUUUAAAAAACAUUACAUGAAAGGAAACGUACUUUUAUAAGAAAAAUAAUGUGAAAAGUGCCAAACGAACCAUAUUUAUAAUUGUAAAUAGAAGGGAAUGGUACAAGAUACUUUUUUGUGUGUGAGUAGAAUCAAUAAAAAAAUUAAAAAAUAAGCUUUUUAGUUAAACCUUUUAAUGCCCUCUUUACUUCUAUGUGACAUAAAAUAAGGGAUUGUGAAGGAAGGGAGCCAUCUUGUUAGCCAGUAAUCCAAAUUUCCUUGAAUUCUACAGUACUUAGACUCCUGGGCCAGAAGAAUCAACGUAUAGAUAGACUAGCAUGGUUAAUGAUACACAUGAUAUUAACAUUCUUAAUACAGCCUUUUAUAGUUCUGAAAAUGUAUUUUGUGGAGAUAGAUGUUAUCUUUUUUGCACGUCUAUAUUGCAUGAUAUCAAAGUGAAGCGUGGACAAAAAAUGUAAGAAACAAAAAUUGUACAAAAAAAAAAUUAGGCGGUGUGUUUUGUUCUUUUUGAAGACAAAUCUUUGCAUGCCAACAAUGGUAAAGCAAUUUAAUUUUCCUUGACACAUUUUCAAACGUGUGUUGUUUUCACUAAACACAUGCAGGGACAUCGUCCAGUAGAGCAAGGCCACAGUGUAAUUAGAUUGUAUGACUGGAUGAGUAUUUUGUGAGAACAUUGUCUAGGCAUCUAAACAUUCUUAGAGAGAUAGGAACAAACUUUUGAUCAAACAUGAGACAAUUCGUUUUUUUUUGGGGGGGGGGGGGGGGGGUUGUGCUUCUUUUACUAAACCUGCAUUAUUUAAUUCCGGAUCACAUUUUAUGCUUUUUACCAUAGAUACCGAGAUAUUGUCCAUGAAUGUACUCACCUCUGCAUAAGUUUGCAUAUCACUCUUCGAUCAUGACUUCAGGGCUUGAGUGUCCAUGUGUUUUGUGUGAAUAACUAACAUCAGGUAGGCCAGAUCUGGCCCUAGUGUCAUUCUAACCAUCUGUUUCCUCUUUCGGCUCCCUCUGAGCUUGAUCUCUUGUCUUGAUGUAAAUAUGCACUAUAUAUUUCUCAUUUAGACAGAGUUCUCAUUUAAACCCCCAUCUCCUGAAAGGAAACUAGGAAAAGUAUUUUGAUGUAUCAAGCUAGGCUGUGUGUAGGCACCAUGUUUUUUCACGCUCUGUUGCUGCUCAGCUUUUGUAUUUCUCAAUCCCCUGGGUCUCUCUCCAGCAUUUGGGACAAGGUGUGUUUUACUCUCUAUUCUGUGAAUUUGGUCUCAUUACAUGAUUACACUUUCUACAAUAAAAAGUUAUAGGGAGCGAAAAAAAAUGACAAAUAUUGCCAAUAUUCCCCAUGUUGUCCAUUGCCCAACUGUCAUUCAGUUUCACCAUUAGACAACUGAGUGGUGUUGGCAUGCUCAAAAAGGGAUUGUAAAAUAACAAAAGCUGGUCAGCCACAAGAAAACAUAGCUUUUCCUCAUUUAACACAGGAUUUUGCCUUUUGUAUAUUUCUCAAGCGUUCAAUGAUCUAGAUUAGUUUCAAAAAGGGACACUCAGUUUAAACUAUAACCAAAUUGACAUCCCUGUUCCUAGCGAUGCCUCAGUUGCAAUAGAAUGUCAGCAUGUAUAGCUGUAUAGCUCUGUAGAGUAAGCUGAGAUGGGGGUUUGUGCAAUAGCGUAGUACCUUGCUGUGCAUGUGCUAUUGUCUGGCUCUUGUGUCUGUGUGUCUGCAGUAGGUCAGCAUCAUGGUGUCGUCUCCAUGUCGCUGGGUGAACAGAUCUGUUUUGUGAUGUGCAGAGGAAUGCAAACGUAUGGUUCACCUGCUACAGGUGACAUCAUUUCUUUUCAGUGGGUGUGUGGCUACUAGUGCUCAACUCCAAAACCUCACAAUGCCCCAACCCCCGCCCUCCUUGCUCUCACCCGCACCCACCACCCAUAGCCAGACAUUCACGGAACCCAGGGUCCCACUCUUGAGCUUGUACCCCAUCGAAGCACCAGCAAUUUUAGACUGCAUUUGUCAUAUCACUGUUCAGUUCCUCUUUAUUGUUUUCCUGUUUUUUAUUUGUACUACGCUCUCUAACCUAGACCAAUUAUAACAAAAUGCCAUUCAUGUGUACCCUGUUUACUCCCCCUUUUCUCCUUUUUGCACUUUCACUGCCCCUCCUUUUCCAACCACUCCCCCACACUUCUGCUCCGAUCCCGCCACACCACCAACCCCACCCCCCCCCCCCCCCACCCCCCCCCCCCCACCCCACCUCCUCCUCCUCCUCGAGUUUCUCCCGAGUGCCAAACAAAAACAGUACCAUUCCAAACUUUUUUGAGUUUUCUUGUAUGUUGGACAUCCAUUGGACGCACCCAUGAAGCCAGCAUGUUCCUCCAUAACAUGAUGUCAGUCAUGACGCCUCAACAUUACCCAAAAGAAACAGAUCAAAAAACCCUGAGCUAAAAGCAGACCUGGAUUAACCCGGUAAAGGCUGGCUACCUCUCAUAAACUGCUUUUCCUAAUUCUCUAUCAUCUCUUCAACCUCCAGGACAUCAUUGAUUGUGUGCCAUAGUGUUGGGGGCACUUGUCACUCUCCUCACCCCCCAAGUCUCUCCAUUUGAUUUUCGAUGGGAAAAAAAAAUAAAAAAAUCCAUUUCUAAUGACGAUUUUUUUUCUUUAACAUUUAACCACCCACAGAAUGGUGUGAGGAGUGUAAUCGUCAGCUGCGCAGCCAUCCUCUGUCUUCUGAACUUUGAACUUUUCACCCCUCAUGAACUUUAUUGACCUUCUUCCUCCCCUUCUAUGUUCAUCAAACUGUUUGGACUUAAAUCUCCAUUCCAUCACCAAACCUAUUUGAGACUGUGCAAUUCUAGUUGAAAUUAUUUGAUUUUUUUUUUUGUUUGUUUCUUAUCAGUGGGGCAAUUCACCGAGAUAAAGAAUGAAAAAUCAUCCACAAAAGAAAUACAGACAAAAAAAAAAAACACAAAAAAAACUGUUUCUCCACAAUUUCAUUUUUCUCUCAUUGUAAAUAUUUUUGUCAGAUUUUGUUGAGCUGUAAAGAGAGGCGUGUUCAACAGAAUGGGGCCGGCAGCAUAAAAUCCACUUAGUGGAAAGAGGAAAAGAAAGACACACCUCAUACAUCUACUCGUUUGUUCUGCUACAGUAGCUUGUGGUCUUGACAUUGGUGUGACCUGCUGUAUUUGUUGUUGUUUAUCGCCAUGCUAGCUCCACUUAGAUAAAAUGAUAUAAAAACCUAAAAGAUCAUUCAGUUCUGGAGCUGAUAGAAUUGUUUACAUUUGCUACCGUAGUUGUAUUCGUUGGUGGUUUUGUUCCGCUUAGAGUGAGUCGUAGUUAUUGUAAUGCUUUGUAGUGUAAGAAGAUAUCAAUGUGGAGAACUUGCUGGACUCAGCACCUUACACUAAAUGUGGGACAUUCAAGACUAGGGGGGAGAAAAAACGUGUCGCUCCCAAACCACAAAAAGGAAGUUGAGGCCUCUUUAGUGCAAUAGAGUUACUGCGGUUUACAUGAUAGAAGUGAUAUAGUUCAGAACUAGGAUUAUGUUAAUUAGGCAUAUUGUAGGUGGGCGUUGGUGAAUGUAAAUGCCAACAUGACAAAGGUGCCCGUAGUGCCAACUGAGACAUAUCUCUCUCAGUGAGUUUACUAGAGUUAAACUGACUGAAAGUAUUCAUUUGACACAGCUAGACUGGACUGACCAUAUCAUUGCUUAGAUUUGUGCUCCACUCACAAUGCUUUAUGCUGCCAGCCUCAUUUUCUGAUAACACUUCAUGAGCUAUUUAUUUUCAACCUAUAAUAUUACUAUUAAUAAAUUACAAGACAACAAGAAAAAGGGAAUGACUGGAAAGGUGAAUUAUUGUUUUUUUUUUUUUUUUAGCAUUUUAGUGGUUGCUUUUAACACCAUUCAUUAACUGACUUAAAGAGUAUUGAAUAUUUAAUGUAAUUGUAGCAUUGUGUUUGUAAAAAAAAAAAAGGAAAAAAAAGUAGUGAGUUGUGUUUAUUGACUUGUGGAUUACCAGUGAAGUCGGCAAUCUAGUGCUAAUAUAUAUUUCAUCUUUUUUUAAGGAUUAUUCUUUUCCCGACAGCAACAACAGUCAUUAUAAAUGUUCAUUUUAGCAUCACCUGUCUUCUGUUGUCUUAUUCUUCACCUCCCACUACACUCAGUCUCAUCCAAGUAACACAUUGCAAGUUUGUGCCUGAAACCAUGUGCUCGGUCUGGGGGCGGGGCCAUAUGGUAUGAGCGACGUGUGUGUGUGUGUGUGUAUGUGUGUGUGUGUGUGUGUGUGUGUGAGAGUGAGUGAGUGAGUGAGUGAGUGAGUGAGUGAGUGAGUGAGUGAGUGAGUGAAUGGAAAGGCUGCUAUCUCAGCCUUGGUGGGUGGGUGUUCUGUCCAAUGUCCACCAAAGCUAAAACCUGGAGGGCUUCCAUUCACCAAUGGAAUCCCCUGACGUUAUAGCUGGAACUUCAUCAUGUGACCUGAGCCGACUCUUAUCGUUCAUAACCCUCCCACCCAACCACUCUCCACCACUACCCUAUCCCUGAGUCAUCCCUUACCACACGUCAUCACCAUGUGAUGUUCUCCAUCGAUAACAUACUACUCGACCAGAUCCACAUUAACAUGUCUCCUCCAUGUUUCCAAAAGGAGCGCGUUGCCAGUCAACCUGCUUCCCACAUGAUACUCAACCAUCCUCUCUAGCUGCCGGGGCCAGGCCCAUCAGAAAGCGAUUUGUCUCAAAACAAGAGGAUAGAGAGAAAUAGUGAUGCUCAGGGUGUCUCCUUGAUCUCCCUUUAUAUCCUGCCUUCUGCGGUUGUCCCACUUUAUUCUGCCCUAAUGAUUUCUAUGGAGCCCAAAGACGACGAUGAUUUCCAUAUGUUCAUGUAAUGGUUGCUUAGCAAUUAUUCUGAGGGAUGAUGUGCACCUACUUAGAGGAGCGUGCACAUACUGUAUUGUUUACAACCUAAAUGAGACCAACGCUGUUGAAAAAGAAUGUGUAGGACAAAAACAAAUUCCGUAUUGCUAAAUGAUGACAUUUCAACGACAAUUUCUGUGACAUGAGUUAAUGUAAUUAUGAGUCAUUGCAUGGUACUAUUUUUUUUGCAAUGAAAAUAUAUUUUUUUGGAACUGUUAGAAUGGAUGGUACAUUGUCAAAUUCGUGCAACAUUUAGACGCUAAUAAUAAAACAAACGUUGGUGUCCGUGUUAAUGUCACCAUCAGGAGAGGUUUUGGACCAAUGAAUGCCAAAAUGUUGUAAAAGUUUUGUUCAUUUGUACAUGGUAAAAAUGGGUCAAAUAAACCAUUGAAGCUAAUUGUCAGGUAGACGUUAGUCUUACUGAUGAAUUAAUCAAGGCCCACACAUUGGUUUACCACGUUAACACUCAAAGAGGUGCUUGGAAAUCAGUUGAUAUUGGACCGAAUACAGUUAUUACUAUAAUCAAACCCCAAAAGAGGUAAGUUAAACACCCCUACUCCUGCAAUACAAUGUGCACCUGAUACUGUGGUGUUUCACAAACACACUUUUACCCCAGGCUGAAAGUAUAUUUCAAGAGGAUUUAGGUAUAUAAGGAGGACAUGAAGGACAAUGUUGGACAUGCCCAUGUUUUUGCUGAACGGGCAUCAGGAAAUCAGGAGGGUUGCAGCAUAGCAAUCGGAGGUUAUGAAACAAUCGGAAGGGUUGGGACUCCUCUCACCUCAUCCAGUACACCCAACACAUUAGAAGUGACACAAUCAAGAUGUUGCUCUUUGACAUUCUCAUCCUCCCACUAUCACUGUGCACCAACCAGUUCAUCCAACCAGCAAACACCACCCCCACAUUCACCAUGUCUCCACAACCAACCUAUCCGGACCGGCGGAUUUAGGCAGAUCCAAGCAACUUCUGGCCAAUGGGCUUAGACCCAUCCAUGCAUUGGCUAUUGUUUUAUUGACCUGCAGCACAGCAGAGUCUCCAGGCAUAUCAAUAUUCACAGGAUGGUCUGAAAACCAAACCUGUCGCGCAAACCUUCCAUACACUAAAGAAGUACCUCCAAGGUUCAGAAUGAAGCAGAAUUCAUGGUUUACUGCACACACCUCCCAACGUUCGUAAUGAGCCCCUGAGCUAUGUGGUAGAGCAAAGUCAGAACUUUGACGUGCCUUUCGUUAGGCGCUACUCUAGAUGUGUUUGUUUUGUCUCCUUGAUAGCUUUGUAGUCAUACCAGAACUUCAAUGAACUGAAAGGAGGUAAGUCAUAAGAUUAAUGGAGAAUAACUGAAUGUUAAAGGGAUAGUCACCCCAAAUUACAAAAUUACAUAUUGGUUUCGUUUCCCUGUAAGCAGUCUACAGGCAAAGGAUGACAGCAAUCCGUGCUUUACGUUUUAGCAUUUGUGGCACAAAUCCCAUUACAGUCAUGGGACCGAUAUUAGCAUUUUUCACGCAUUAUGUCCAAAUCAUCCAACGUAUCUAAAACUGAUUGUGAAGCUCGACAAAGUCACAUAUGUUUAGAAAAUGAUGCGCAAAGAAUGCUAAUAUCGGUCCCAUGACUUGAAUGGGAUUUAUGCCACAAAUUCAAAAACCUUAGCAUGUGGAAACAGUGCCAAAGCAUGGAUUGCUGUCAUACCUUGUCCAUAGACUGCUUACAAGGUAAGGAAACCAAUAUGUCAUUUUUGGAAUUUGGGUGAACUAUCCCUUUAAAGGGUGUGUUUGCACUGUAUUAUUGACUCUACAGAAUACCACUCAAACUCUGCAAGCCCCAUUUGUGGCUUGUGUUUUUACGUGAAAACCUACAAUGACAGAUUAGGCCCCUCCAUAUACCUCCCAUCUAUCUCUCCUGCCAGUGGGACUGGAGUGGUGGUAGCUUGUGCUUCAUCUUUGCCAAUGCAGCCAAUCCUGUUAAUUGUGCAUCUCUCCUGCCUGAGGCGGUAUUGAUUUUCCUUCUCCUUGCUGCUCUUUUUCCAUUCCCUUGUUCAUCUGAAGCCCAAGAAUCCCUGUAAAUCCCAGACCAGCUGUCCCAUGGAAUUCCCUCGUCCUGUUCGGAAGUUAGAUAGGAGAUGUAGGAUAGACAUAAUGCCUUGUUGCUUUCGUACAGCAUCUUGUUGCUGAGAUCUCGGCGCUUCUCCUCACUGCUUCUCAGUUGAUGCUAGUGUUGGUUAACAUCCUACUCAGUUCCAGAGGACAGAGAGUGAGAGACAAAGAGUUUGCCCUAAUGCAGUAUGCUUGAGUCUGGAGCGACUAGAUUGUGCACCUAGUUGCACCCUCACCUAAGAACAAGGCCAUCAAAAUCAACUCCAAUUGAUAAUAUCAUAAUAACAAACCAGUCAGGACUUGACCCUAUGGGGUCCACAGGAUAAAAUAUAGAUAAUCCCCCUCAUAGAUAAGAUGAUAGCGAUUUAUAAUGUGCCAUAGAUACAAAUGCGGGGGUGGGGGGGUUGCUAAUAAUUAUUUUGAACUUGCGUUUUGCACAAUCGGAUUGUAAAUCAAACCUGCUUUGCCUGUGGCUACAGUACAGUAGCAUUAGUCACGCCACCAUACCUACUGUAUGUGGCUGUUCAGAUUUCUGUCUGCAACAUCACACCCAUGUCCACUCACACCCUACUGUUACCUAGGUCGCUGGUAAGGGGGCUGUGCAUUUGCCAGAAUAAACAACAUAUGUUUUGAAUUGAUAAAACACAAAAGCACUUCAUCCUUGGCAAAUCACAGUGCUAUACUGCCUAAUUGAAAUCCAUGGAAGCUCAUUUCUAUUCUCUUGUGCGUGGCUAUUCCAGGCACGGGUUGAUACAGAGGAUAAGAAUAAUAAUGUGUCGGAACAGCCAAUGUUUGAGAUUUGUUUCCUUAAGAGAUGUUUUGACCAAGAGUUAAGAGAAAGUUCUGACCAAGAAUUGCAGAGAAACUUCUGACUAAGAAUUAGCAUGGGUACAUAGACAUUUGAUUGACUUUAAAUUAGGGAGUACUUUUAUCCUGUGUUUAUAUUAAUGACAAUUUCACCCUUCCCUCCGCUUGAAUCAAUAGAUAAAUGUAUUUUUAAUGCAGAAUUUUUUAUCAAAAUUAGGGAAGACACAUUUUCAAUUCUAAACGACAUCAGAUUUGAAAGUAGUGGCUGAUAAAGGAGAUUAUUUGUAAUUUAAUUAAAUCUGAAAUUGGAAUGUAUAUUUUUGACAAACAGAAUGCUAUUUGUAUUUCGACUGCCUGUGGAAGACCAAGUUUGUGUUCUAACAGUUAUACCAGAAUUUUGGCAAUUUUACAGGGACUCAGGUCAAUGUUUGGGUUAUCUCUUGAAUGUUUUCAUCUACUUAUUGCAUGUUUGUCUAGGAAACUAAUGCUUUGUCUUUGAUUGAAGGAAGAUACACAUUUGUAGACUGUCACAAGGCUGAAAUCUUGAAACUAAAUCACCACUUGUCUUUCAGCAUUCAGUUGUUGCUGUCUUCCAUUUGCGUGUACCUUCUAUGCAUUUAACAAGGAUUCAUCAUAAAAGUUAUAUCAAAUUCCUGGGCCUGGAAAUAAACUUCAAACCACUGAGCUACAACAAACCCCAAGGUUGGAGAAAACCUCAACGGACCUCUCUCACUAAAACUUGCCAUCUGUACUGGUACAAGAGCUGUCCAUCUUUGACUAGCAACAAUGUUAAAAUUAUUCCCGCAUCCUAAGUAACUAAAGUGGAAACUGGCUAUUGUCCUUUGGCAACACUUGACAUUACAUAGACAUUGAACUUACUAGCCUGUUACAGUGUAAUAGGCCGUUCCACAGGUAGUUGCAUUGGUAUGAGGGCGGGGCCUAUGUAAGGACAGGUGUAGCCAAUGAUUUUAUAAUGAUGGUACUUUGCUUCACCGCCAGUUUGUAGAUUAUAUUUCAGAGCAUUUAUUCCACAGACCAAAAUGUACUCCAUCUGGUUGAUAAUUAUCUUUAAAUCAAAUUGAUUUAAUCAUUUAUGCCAGUCAGAUAAGAAAAAUACUGAACAAUGAUUGUACGUUUUUGUAUGUUUUUAUUUUUUGGCGCUGUUGUGAUAUUUCUAACCAACAUCACAGAUUAAGUUUAAAAUAAGGAACACAUUUCAUUCUUAACUAUUCCAAAAAGUAUUUGAAAUGUCAUGGACGUUUGAUUAUUAUGUGCAUAAAUACAAAUGAGAAUAAAUACGUUUAAAUUGCGAUGCAAAAGCUGUGAUUUUAAAACACUGUGGCGUGUACAGUGAUUCCUUUAUCAAUUUUAUGGUACAAGAUAUGUCCUGCAAUCUUGCAGUUGUUGUUUUUCAGUUCUCGAGCAUAUGCUUUAAUAAAUACAUUUUCUACGGUA